CCAUGGAGUGUAUCUCGGUGGUAGAGGGCUUGCUCUGGUAUACAGAAGGUUCUGGGUUCACUUGCCCAGGGCUGGCAAAAGGAGUCACUGUUCUCCCCUGUGCAGAGUUAUAGGCAAUUUGCAAGCCCCCAUGGGUAGUGGUAGUGCUUGGGGUGUUAUCCUAGAGGGGUGGCAGGAGGUCAGAGACACUGAUCCCACCUCCAAAUUGAUACCUUCCAUGUUCCCUGCAGGCAAAACCUCCACAGAAGCACCAGUGACCAGCUCUGCGCCCAUUUCCUUCGGGACCAAAGGCUUCAAGACGCCCCCUGCCAGCGGUUCAUCUCCUCCCUUUCUUUGUAAAAACAGCAAGGAACAUUUAAUCUUGGCCUUUUUUGCUGGGGUUCUGCUGACAUUGCUACUUGUGGCCUGUAUCUUCAUCAUCAUCAAGAGCUGUAGAAAAUGUAACUCCAGGGCCCACACCCAGGACCCUCACUCAGAACCUCCCACCAAGCUUUCAUCUAUAUCAAAGGAAUCACUUACCUAUGCCAGCAUGACUUUCAAGUCCUCGAACGAAAGCAGCAGUGACUUGACUAAAAACCAUCCCACAGCCUUGGAUCCCACUGUCUAUUCUCAGAUUAAAGUGGCAGACCCAUAACUG
Molecule: messenger RNA, 637 nt
Organism: Acomys russatus (golden spiny mouse)
Lineage: Eukaryota; Metazoa; Chordata; Mammalia; Rodentia; Muridae
Gene: C23H1orf162
Product: chromosome 23 C1orf162 homolog
Exons: 4
Coding region: 131-634 (167 amino acids)
Source: RefSeq, a predicted model, not a curated record